AAGAAAAAACUGUAGUCAUAGAAAAGAGACCAGUGGUUGUGCCAUGAUAUGGAAGAAGGGGAUUGGCCGCAAAACAGCAUGAGGGACGUUUUGUGGGUGAUGGGGUUGUCCAACUAUAUUUGUUCCAUCUCGUCAAAUUGUUCACUUACAGUUUAUGAGUUAAAAAAAAAUCACAAAUUUAAUGUAAAUUAUAACCCAGUAAAACUUGCCUCCUGAGAAAGACAUUAAUGUGCAAAAGCAUUAAUAGGGAUAAGGAGGUUCGCUGCAAACUGAUGAGAGUAUUACCAUGUAUUACCAUGUAGUCUCAACAUACAUAUUGCAAAACUUAACAAAAUUACUCAGAACUUGACAAAUUAACUUCUAGUGGAAGAUUUACAAGCCUUUCUCAGAAUUUGACAUUAUAUGACUAUUUUUCUGUGUCAAACAUCCCAUAAAAAAUAUUUAGAAGAAAAGGUUAUUCUAAAGCAAUCAAUAAUGCCUGUUCUUCAUUUCAACAAAGUCCUUUAUUUUGACACAAACUCAUUGAAUUGUGGUGAUUUAUUAAUAAUAAAAAUAGCUUAGUUGUAAGCAUCACAAUUGAAUGUUAUGAAUAUUAUUUAAUUUUAUUGGAUCUUCUUAAUAUGAUUCUUAUCUGUUUAAAAGUAUUUUGUGUUUCUGCCAUUUGGUUCAGUCUUUACUUGGCACCAGAAGUCUAAUGAUUUAUAACUUGGAAGUUUCCAGCUGACUCACCGAGAUUCAGUAGCUAUGACAUACAGAAGUGAGAUGUCAGACAAAGAUGUAGAAGAAGUGAAGCGACGUCAGUACUCCCUUGCAUUCAGCUCAGCUGGAGCCCAAGCGCAGACCUAUCUUGUCAGCUUUGAGACUUUGGCUGAGCACCAGAGGUGGCAGCGGCAAGCUUCCAAGGUGGUGUCCCAGCGCAUCAGUACCGUCGACCUCUCGUGUCACAGCCUUGAGGAGGUUCCUGAACAUCUCUUCUACAGUCAAGAUAUCACCUACCUCAACUUGCGACACAACUUCAUGCAGUUAGAAAGACCAGGGGGCCUUGACACUUUCUACAAAUUUUCUCAGCUGAAGGGUCUGAACUUGUCCCAUAAUAAGCUUGGGUCAUUUCCUGUAUUGUUAUGUGAAAUUCCUACCCUCACUGAGCUCAACCUUUCCUGUAAUGGAUUCCACGACCUGCCGAGUCAGAUUGGCAGUCUGCUGAAUCUUCAGACCCUCUGUCUUGAUGGUAACUUCCUGACCACUUUACCUGAAGAACUGGGAAAUCUGCAACAGCUUUCCUCCCUGGGAAUUUCCUUCAACAACUUUAGUCAAAUUCCCGAGGUUUAUGAGAAACUCACUAUGUUAGAUAAAGUGUUUAUGGCUGGAAACCAAGUGGAAGUGCUAAACCUGGGGGUGCUGAACCGGAUGAGCCAUGUCAAACAUGUGGAUUUGAGGAUGAACCAUCUAAAAACCACGAUUAUUGAGAAUCUGGAGGGAAAUAAAUACAUCACCCACAUGGAUUUGCGGGACAAUCAGCUGACUGACUUAGAUCUUAGCUCCUUGUGCAACUUGGAGCAGCUGCAUUGUGAGCGGAACCAGCUGAGGGAGCUGACACUCAGUGGCUUCUCCCUCCGAACUCUCUACGCCAAUUCGAACAGACUGACAGCAGUGAGUGUCUAUCCAGUACCCAGUCUGCUCACGUCUCUCGAACUCUCCCGAAACCUGCUAGAGUGUGUCCCUGACUGGGCCUGUGAAGCAAAGAAGAUAGAAAUAUUAGACGUGAGCUAUAAUCUCCUGACAGAGGUUCCCAUGAGAAUCCUUAGUAGCUUGAGUCUUAGGAAACUAAUGGUGGGACACAAUCACGUGCAGAGCCUUCCCAUGCUGGUGGAGCACAUCCCUCUGGAGGUGUUGGAUGUCCAGCAUAACCUGCUCACCAGGCUGCCAGAUACUUUCUUCUCUAAGGCCUUAAAUCUCAGAUACUUGAAUGCAUCCGCAAAUAGUCUGGAGUCUCUGCCAUCUGCCUGUGCUGGGGAGGAGAGUCUGAGUGCGCUACAGCUGCUCUACCUGACCGACAACCUCCUGACAGACCAGUGUGUGCCCGUCCUGGUGGGGCAUCCGCACCUGCGCAUCCUGCAUCUUGCAAACAACCAGCUACAGAUGUUUCCUGCAAGCAAACUAAAUAAAUUGGAGCAGUUGGAGGAACUGAACCUAAGUGGUAACAAGCUUAAAACCAUCCCCACGACCAUUGCGAACUGCAAAAGGCUGCACACUCUGGUGGCCCACUCCAACCACAUCAGUAUUUUUCCGGAAAUACUGCAGUUGCCUCAGAUCCAGUUUGUAGACCUAAGUUGCAAUGAUUUGACCGAAAUCCUGAUUCCAGAGGCUCUCCCUGCUACUUUACAAGACCUGGACCUGACUGGAAAUACAAAUCUGGUUCUGGAACACAAGACACUGGACACAUUUAGCCAUAUCACCACCCUGAAAAUUGAUCAGAAACCUUUGCCAACAACUGAUUCUACAGUUACAUCAACCUUCUGGAGCCACGGACUGGCUGAGAUGGCAGGGCAGAGAAACAAGUUAUGUGUAUCUGCUCUAGCUGUGGAUAACUUCGCAGAGGGGGUGGGAGCUGUGUAUGGCAUGUUUGAUGGUGACCGGAACGAGGAGCUCCCUCGCCUCCUCCAGUGUACCAUGGCGGAUGUGCUUUUGGAAGAGGUGCAGCAGUCAACAAAUGACACAGUUUUCAUGGCUAACACCUUCUUGGUAUCUCACAGGAAAUUAGGAAUGGCUGGCCAGAAACUAGGCUGUUCGGCUCUCCUUUGUUAUAUCCGUCCUGACACUGCCGAUCCAAUGAGUAGCUUUAGCUUGACUGUGGCUAAUGUUGGCACAUGCCAAGCAGUCCUGUGUCGAGGUGGGAAGCCAGUGCCACUCUCUAAAGUCUUCAGCCUGGAACAGGACCCCGAGGAGGCUCAGAGGGUGAAGGACCAAAAAGCCAUCAUAACAGAGGACAACAAAGUGAAUGGGGUGACUUGCUGUACCCGGCUGCUGGGCUGUACAUACCUCUACCCUUGGAUCCUCCCCAAGCCCCACAUAUCUUCCACUUCACUCACCAUUCAGGAUGAGCUGCUGAUUCUGGGAAACAAAGCAUUGUGGGAACACUUGUCAUAUACAGAAGCGGUCAAUGCAGUACGCCAUGUGCAAGACCCAUUAGCAGCUGCCAAGAAGCUGUGCACAUUAGCCCAGAGCUAUGGUUGUCAGGACAAUGUGGGGGCGAUGGUGGUUUAUUUGAACAUUGGUGAGGAAGGCUGUACUUGUGAAAUGAAUGGGCUCACGCUGCCAGGUCCUAUGGGAUUUGCUUCAACCGCCAUCAUCAAGGACCCGCCCAAGUCGACCACUCCUUCCUCCAGCAGUGGUAUUGCCUCUGAGUUCAGUAGCGAGAUGUCCACUUCAGAGGUGAGCAGUGAGGUGGGGUCCACUGCUUCUGAUGAACAUAACACUGUUGGCCUGGAUGCUGGCUUACUUCCGAGGCCAGAGAGGCGCUGCAGUCUCCACCCAGCGCCUACCUCGGGGGUGUUCCAGCGCCAGCCCUCUUGUGCGACUUUCUCAAGUAACCAGUCUGACAAUGGCCUGGACAGUGAUGAUGACCAGCCAGUAGAAGGGGUCAUAACAAACGGCAGCAAGGUGGAAGUAGAAGUAGACAUCCACUGCUGUCGGGGGAGGGAUCUUGAGAACUCACCCACCCUUCCAGAGAAUUCUCCUGCCCCAUGCCCUGAGGACCGUGCUAGAGGAUCGUUAUUUGGGAUCCGAAGACAGAACAGUGUGAACAGUGGCAUCCUCCUGCCAGUGAGCAAAGACCGGACGGAGUUACAGAAGUCUCCCUCCACUUCCUGUCUCUAUGGAAAGAAGCUCUCCAAUGGCUCUAUCGUACCCUUGGAAGACAGCCUGAACCUCAUCGAGGUGGCCACCGAAGCUCCCAAGAAGAAGACCGGCUAUUUUGCUGCCCCAACUCAGCUGGAGCCAGAGGACCAGUUUGUCAUACCUCAUGACCUAGAAGAAGAAGUGAAGGAACAAAUGAAACACCAUCAGGAAAGCAGGCACGAGCCUGAGCCCAGUGAAGAGGAUCGGACCGAGCUCUCGGAGGAGUUUGACACGGCGCUGUAGUCCUCCCCCAGGGCCAUGGCAUCGCACGAGGCUGCAUGGUGUAGGGUAGGGGACCCUGCCGGGGGCGUUCUGCCUCUGUAUCUCUAAACCACAGAUGAGAGGAGGCUGGAUCUCGGGGGUGGAAAUGAUGAGAGCUGUCAGGGUCUUGCUCUGGAUAAGCUAGUCAACACCAUCAGUGUUAAGUUUCACAUUUAACCUGCAUCGGGAUCCCCAGGAUUCCUGGGGAGCAGGCAGGCAUUACUCUGUAUCAGUCCUACCACCUGCCAUUAACCCUUUUUCUCCUAGGAUGAUUUUGAGGAUUUGCCUGCCUGGGCAGGAAAGGGACUAUUUCUGUGGAGGAAGAUUGGUUCCUUUUACUGAUUGCUGCUGAUGGAUCUCUGCGACAGAGAAAUCACCUUCUAUCUCAACCUGAUGGGAUGUGAUGUGACUAGUCACAUGGCUUUUCCUUCUUCUCUACGAGAAUACAGCCUAUUGAAAUGAUGUUUAUUGGAAAUGUAGAACCAAUCAAACAGAUAACUUAUGUUUGUGAUGUAAUGAGAGCACUUUCCACUGACUGUGAACUUUUUAUUUUCAAAUCUGCACUCGAGCCAAUCUUCUUAGAGGCAGCCCAGAUCCUUUGUCCAUAGGCAGGAUGAUCAUCAGGAGUUGGGGCCAGCUGUGAGGGUACAAGGAAGGGCCCUGGGAAAUGGACUGUUGGAUGUCAGACUGUGAAAGUUCCUGAGAAACAGGGGAGUAGUUCUUUGGGGGAUGAGGAUGGGGAAGGGGUGAGGAACAAGACUACUUCCCCCAAAUCACAAAAAGAGAAUAACUGCUAGGAAUCUCCCAGAAGAUCACAAAAGAAGCAUUUGAAGAUUGGCGUCUUUCCAUAACAUGAGGUGGAGAUGGCAGUCAGCCUCCUAGUACGCAGGGCCAAGGCUGCUGCUGCUGCUCACAUCCAAGUAACCUUGAGUUACAGCAGAUGACUCUGAACAGACUGAGGCUGAAUGAGAACAGAUGGAUGGAUGGAGCUUCCAGUUAGACAAGUUCCUUCUCUCAUUCUCGAGCCGAGAGAUGGUUUUCUAAAAUGUUAGGAGUGAGCUAAAGUUUCGACUUUUAAUGGUUAACACAGUCUUCUGAAAAUGCUUAUCCACCUCACAUGGCUUCACAGUACUGGGCUCAAUUUCUGAAAAACUUGAUUGAGAAGUUACAGAAAACCUAGUUUACUGAUUUUUUUCUUUCUUGCACAUCCCAUGUAAGCCUAGCAAAAUGCAGUUCCUUCUGUAUUUCUAUUCCAUUGCCUUUUCCUACAAAGUUUUGACAUUGCUUAAUUUUACCCAGUGGGGAAUGUGCUUUGAAUUUUUAGAAUACUUUGACAAUUAAAAAGAAAAUAGAGUAGAAUCAUUUUUAAUCUGUUUCAUGAGAAAUGAAAUGUUAAAGAUAGGGUUGAUCUAUACAUACAUAUGUUGGGGGUUUUAUUUUGCUGAAGCAGUAGUAGAAAAUCAGAUGACCUCUCCACAGAUAGUUAGGUAUCCUCAUCUUCCCAGAGGCCUGUACCCAUGUGUAUGUGUCAGUGGGGUACACAUUCUUGGAAGAUUCCAUACCAAUGAGUGUCUGGUGUUCAGCCUCUCUAAGAUAUGAAUUUGAGUCCCCAAAUUGUCAGGAACACUUUUUUCUGUGUCAAACUACUUGUUAGCUACUGAAAAAUUUUAGAACUCAGGUCUUGAUUUGAAGUGGGGAUCAUAAUAUGGUUCAUACAAAGUUCAGGUGCUGUAAGAAAGAUGGGAACAAUAGUGUGUUGCCGCCUUAUUUUUUUAUGGGAAAAUGGGGGGGGGGGAAUGGAGGAAAAAUGAAGGGAAAACCCAAGAUGAUAGUGAUGAAAAUUAUUUUGGGACGAAACCACUUUAAUAGUCUUUUUAAAAUUGUCCUUUAUCUGUGAACUGUUUCUUGUCUGUUUCCCACCCUACGCUAAUUGGAACCACUACAAAGCCCAGUUAUGAAACUGCUUAACUGAAAGUAAAUGUAUUUACUUUUUAAUCAGAAGAACCUUCAAAUUCCCAGUGUUCUUUUAUGUUUAUGUCCCAGGUUUAUGUUCAAGAAACAUUAGGUUGUAUGAAAAUCUUUAAUAUAGGCUGUACCAAAACUGAUUGCUCUUUUUUUUGUAACUUCCUUUGAUUCAUUUCCCUCUAUAAUUACUAUUUGUUAAAACAGAGGAUGAAAAGGCCAUAGCCCAUCACCAAAAAUACACAGAACCCUCUUGACCUAUGAAGUCAUUUACACUUCCUGUGUGAGCUGAUUAGGUUGUCAGGUGGUGAAAGCCAGUAAUCUGUCUCCAGGUGAAUGUAAUCUGCUUCCUAGGACUUGACCCAGAGGACGCGUUCCCCAGGUGGGCAGAGGCCCAUUGAUCUCUAGCCCAGAGGUCCCGGCCUCUGCACGAUUCUCAGGUCACUGUGUGUACCUCCCAUUUAAUGGAGUUGUUUAAGACAGUUUCUGAAAGAAUGUCACUCCUGCUUAUGGGAGCAGUCCAGGAGUCCCAUGGAAGAAAGAAAACUAUACAAGUCUUGGCAGCCAUGGUAUUUUUAUUCUUAUCCAGAUGGAUUGGAAAUGUAUUUGAAAAUUUGAAUGCUAGUAUGUCAUAAAGCUACCGUGAUACCAUAGAGUCAUUGAAUUAUUACUCCUCAUUCAAGUGAGGGCUUUCUUAUACUACUGUAGAGUGUAUGUGCAAUAAGUUGAUGAAUUCAUUUUCCUGAUGUAUAGAAGAGCCAACACGAGCAGCUUGGUAAUCAUUGGGUGCUAUUUUAAUUGUUUGUAGCGAGUGCUAUUUUCUAGGAGAUGGAGCCAGUUAGGUUUGGCUGAUCUGCUGAAUAUCAGAUGAUGCCAUUCUUUCCAUGUCAGCUCUCAGCAAAAGCAGGUACUUGGAAGCCACAGGCUCCCCUCCUCUGUCUACUCAAUAAUCACUAAUGAAGAGACCUCCACAAGGGAGCACUUGGUGGUUGUCGAUAAACAUACCAAUUAUUAAAUAGUCUCCAAGCCAUUCAGUGAUGUCUGCAGCAUCACUCUAGAACUGUCUUGUGUCACUUUUUUACUUCCCUCUGGGCGGGGCCUCUCAGACUCCCUCGUUCAUGGAGGCAAGUUAAUCUUUCUCUCCAGUUAGUGACUUUUGCCCCAUAGUUGGGUAAGCACUUCCUACACUGAGAAAAGCAGCUACAGUAAAUCCUGCUCUGUUUCCCUCAUUUGGUGAUGAUUCAAUCACACAUAAGCUCCUUGUAUUCUAAAUUUCAUGCACUUCUCCCAGACGCUAUAGGGUUUUCUCUCACUGUUGCCAGUGGAGGUCAUCCAGACAGUGAGUUCAUAUCUUAUGGUUUUGUGCAAUCAUUGUCGUAUUGUAGUCCUAAGACUCAUUAUAGUGUAUUUUUGAUAUUUUUGAAAUGUGUUAAAUUUUUUAAUUCAAUAAUAUGAGCCAGAGCAUGUUGCAGCAAAUCUAUUGUUUGUAUAAAAAUAAAAUAAAAAUAAUGAUAACAAUAAUAAUAAAUAAAAUAAAAUGGAA
Messenger RNA from Odocoileus virginianus texanus, 7663 nucleotides. The record is from RefSeq and is a predicted model, not a curated record. NCBI's taxonomy places the organism in Eukaryota, Metazoa, Chordata, Mammalia, Artiodactyla, Cervidae.